CAGCUUGUACUCUCCGAGGCGGGGAAGCAGCGGUAGCGAGCCGGGACCUCCAGCAGUCGAACGCCGCCGGGACAUGCUCGCAGCCUGACUGACCGCAGGUGGCCGCCGCGCCCGGGACACGAAUGAAGAAACAGCUGCUCCUCCUGUUCACACACCGGGGACUCGUCAGCCGAGGGGGCCGCAGGGGGAAGCGUCGCCGAAAAUGGCCUCGUUCAGCAUCCGCGCCGCGCGUCCCGAGGACUGUCCCGACCUGCUGCGACUGAUCAAGGAACUGGCGAAAUACGAGGACAUGGAGGACCAGGUGGUGCUAACUGAGAAAGGUACGGAGGGUGCAAGAGCUCACUCGGUUGGUGGCCGAGUGACAGCGCCUGUGGCUCAGGUGCGUGUGUAUUCUGCUUUUCUAGAGCUGCUUGAGGAUGGUUUUGGCGAGCACCCUUUCUACCACUGUCUGGUUGCAGAAGUGCCGAAAGACCAGUGGUCGUCUGAAGAAACAUGCGUUGUGGGCUUUGCCAUGUAUUACUUCACUUACGAUCCGUGGAUUGGGAAACUGCUGUACCUUGAAGAUUUUUAUGUGAUGGCUGAGUACAGAGGACUUGGUAUUGGGUCAGAAAUUCUGAAGAACUUGAGUCAGGUGGCUGUGAAGUGCCGCUGCAGCAGCAUGCACUUCCUCGUGGCGGAGUGGAACGAACCCUCCAUCAGGUUCUACAAGAGAAGGGGCGCCUCGGAUCUGUCCACCGAGGAGGGCUGGAGGCUCUUCAAGAUUGACAAGAAGUAUCUCUUGAAGAUGGCAGCAGAGGAGUGAGAGAUUAUUCCAGCAAAUAAAUGUUUUCUGCGAAUAUAUGUGCUCUCUGAAUAAACUUCUUGCUUUCUGUGUAUGUACAAGUUUGUAGUGGAAUAAAGUAGUGUGGAUGCUAAUAAUGGCAGUGCAGGUGUGGUUAUAGAGUAAUGGUACUGUGAUCUGGAGCUGAGGCAUCUGUGAAGUUCAGUAUGUGCUUGUGUGUGCAUCCUUUACCAGUGUGGGCUUGUAAUCCCUGUAUAUGGAGACUUCAUUCUUGUAAGUGUCAUUCAAAUGUGUACAAUGUACACACUGGUAGGGUUUGUUUUAAUUAUUGCCUUUUAUAAAAAUAAAAUAGUGUUUUCACUUCA
Molecule: messenger RNA, 1146 nt
Organism: Onychostruthus taczanowskii (white-rumped snowfinch)
Lineage: Eukaryota; Metazoa; Chordata; Aves; Passeriformes; Passeridae
Gene: SAT1
Product: spermidine/spermine N1-acetyltransferase 1
Exons: 5
Coding region: 203-802 (199 amino acids)
Cellular component (GO): cytosol
Molecular function (GO): N-acetyltransferase activity
Source: RefSeq, a predicted model, not a curated record